GCGCUUUGGGGGCGUGUCUAGGUUCCGCGGGUCACCUGAGGGGUUUGGAAGAUUUCUUUGAUUCGGUGGUUACUAAAUUUGGGGACUUGUUUUUGCGUUCAAGUCGUAUUUCGGGUCCUGGGAAAGUUGCGGAGAUGUAGGGAGUACUUUGGGGUUCCCUUGAGCUUAAAGGACGCCUUGGGGUUUGAGUUCUUUUGUAAUGUGUGUGAGGUUUGGUUGUGUUUUGGGAGUCUCCUUUGUGGUUUUGUGGUUUGGUAGGUUUAGGAUUUGGGGGCUCCUAGUGAGAUUUAGAAGCAAGGAGCCAAAAAUGGUGACGCACGCUUGUGAUCUCAGCACACUGGGUGGCUCGAGCCGGAAGGUAGAAAGUUCAGGCCCCCUGGGUAUCCUGGCGAUUUAGGGUGGUCCUGUCUCAAUAACAACAAAAAAUUUAAAAGGGGGUGUGUGUGGCUGAGUGCAAAGACCCCUAGUGCUGGGCAAGGUAGCAGGGAACCCAAGAGGAAGAGUUCUGAGCCAGAACGUGAGGGCUCCUCUGUCUUUUCUACGUGCCUGACCGGAGAGAUGAGUCUUUCUGUGCCUCAUCUGGAAGCAGAAACUACUAACACCUCUUCCUCGGGACAGCAGUUGUUCAGAGUGCCCAGUACACGCUACAAUAAGCACUCUGCUGCAGUUGUAACAUUUGUGAGGUUUCUUUUGGGGUCUUUCUUGGCUUUGAGAAGUGCUUAGUUGGUUUGGAAUUCAUCUUCAGUGUGAGGGAACUUUUGUGUAUUAUUCGGUUGGGAGACUGGAAUUAAGGGUAAUGUGGGAGUGUUUGGGGUGAGUAUAGGAGUUAGGAGACAGGCAUUUGUGAGCUUGGCAGAUUGCAAUUUGGGUUGGUGGGAAGUCCUUUGAAAUUACAUCCUUUUGCACUGGUGUUUUUAGGUUUGGGUGUUUGAAGGAUUUGAAAUGGUCUGAAUGUUUGGGGGUGAGUGUUAAGAUUCUGCAGAUAAAGGAACUGUUUGGGAAUUAUGGGGGAAAUGAGUUAAGAUUGGGGCUCUUUUUGUUACUAAUGUCUGUAUUUAGAGACUGUCUCAAAUUUGAAUGGUGUUAGAUGAUCUAGAAUUGCCCACAUUUAGAGGGACAGUCUAUAUAUACUGCAAGAGUUGGCAAACUUUUUCCAUAAAGGACCACAUAAUGACUAUUUCAGGCUUUCCAGGCCGUGUACAGUCUGGUACAGCGCUGCUUUUGUAGCAUGAAAGCAGCUGUAAACAUGUGUUUCGUAAAACUUUCAUUGAUGUGGACAAUGAGUUGGGUUUGGCCCUUGAUCCAUUGUUCGCUGACCCGUCUGGUCUGUAGGCUUGUGGAAGGCUUGAGAUUUGCAGUUUCCUUUUUGAGCUCUCUGGAAGGAGGUGAGCUAGGGAAAAAUUGAGACUGAGGCCUCUGCUGCUUACUGGUGACAUGUGGAGCCCCCCACCAUCCUGGUCCUGAGGUCCGGUGACUCCUUGCCUGUUUGCUCUCACGCCCAGAAUGGACCGUGGCAGUCUCCUGCCCUUUCAGCUCUGGUGCCCCCGGCCCUUUGGCACCUACUCUCAGAACCAGACACGCCCGCCUUCUGCGGUGCUCAAGCCAGCAGCCUGCCCUGAGCCCAGCAGCGGGCCAGAGCCAGACCAUGGGCCCGCGCAUUCGGAGAACACCCCACCUGCCUUGGCUGAUGCCCCCACCUCACAGGCCACUCCACUCCUCUCGGCUUCUGCUGCAGGCGACGAGGGUCGAGUCCUGCUAGAUACAUGGUAUGUCAUCAAGCCUGGGAAUACCAAGGAGAAGGUGGCCUUCUUUGUGGCACACCAGUGCGGCGGAGGCAGCCGGGCCAGCUCCAUGAAGGUCAAAGGGCACUGGGGCAGUGACAGCUCCAAGGCCAAGAGGAGGAGGCGCUGUCUUGAGCCCACCAGGGCUCCUCCAGAUCCAGGGGGCCAGGAGGGAACUCCUGCUGCUGAGGGGGGUCCCACCUCAGCCGGGGAGGAUGUAGACCUCCUCUCUGUGGCCGAGAUGGUGGCCCUGGUGGAACAGAGGACUGCCCUGGCCCUACAGAGCUAUCCGCGCCCCACUACCCCAGCACCUGUGGUCUUUGUGUCAGCUGAGCAGGGUGGACCUGCUAAGGGACUGGGGCCUGAGAGGCGUUCUGGUGCCGGUGACUGCAGCCGUGUGGCCGAGGCAGUGGCCCACUUUGAGGCCCAGCGGGACAGUCCUCCAACCAAGGGCCUCCGUAAGGAGGAGCGGCCUGGUCCCGGCCCCGGUGAGGUGCGCAUUGCCUUCCGCAUCUCCAAUGGCCGGGAGCCCCGAGCGCCAGAUGGUGGCUUACCAAAUGGGAGUGGGGGCCGGCCCGGUUGUGCCUACCCUGGGAGUCCUGGGCCUGGGGCCAGAGCCAAGGACAAGAUCACCUGUGACUUGUACCAGCUCAUCAGUCCCUCCCGGGAUGCUCUUCCUAGCAAUGUGGAGUUCCUGCUAGCCAGGGCGGAUGAAGCCAGCGAGGGCGAGAGCCAGGCCCCUGCCAGGCCUGAGGACACUCCCCCAGCGCCCCCGCCUCCCCCUGCCCGGGACUGUGGAGCCUCAGGCUUCCACGUGGAUGUGGUGGUGACUGGCGUGGUGGACGAGUGCGUCUUCUUUGGCAAGGACGGCACCAAGAAUGUGAAGGAGGAGACGGUGUGCCUGACAGUCAGCCCCGAGGAGCCCCCUCCACCUGGCCAGCUCUUCUUCUUCCAGUCCCGGGGCCCAGAUGGGCCCCCCGAACCCCCUCCAGCUGACACACCCACCACAGUGCCAGGCCCAGAUGAUGCUGAGGGCACCUCGGACACCUCCCUGUGCCGUCUCUACCGACAUGUGUCGCACGACUUCCUGGAAAUCCGCUUCAAGAUCCAGCGGCUGCUGGAGCCCAGACAGUAUAUGCUGCUGCUGCCAGAGCACGUGCUGGUCAAGAUCUUCAGCUUUCUGCCCACACGGGCCCUGGCGGCCCUCAAGUGCACCUGCCACCACUUCAAGGGCAUCAUCGAGGCUUUCGGUGUGCGUGCUACGGACUCGCGCUGGAGCCGGGACCCGCUCUACCGCGAUGACCCUUGCAAGCAGUGCCGCAAGAGAUACGAGAAGGGCGACGUGUCCCUGUGCCGCUGGCACCCCAAGCCCUACCACCACGACCUGCCUUACGGACGUUCCUACUGGAUGUGCUGCCGCCGAGCCGAUCGAGAGACACCUGGCUGCCGCCUGGGCCUGCAUGAUAACAACUGGGUGCUGCCCUGCAAUGGGCUGGGUGGGGGCAGAGCAGGCCGGGAGGAGGGGAGGUGAAGCCGGGGAGGGGAGGGGGAGCCCUCCGUGCCCGCCCCCCCUCCCUGGGAGCCAGGGUCUGGACUGGGCCACCAGCCCACAGCCCCCCAAUCUGGGCAGCGUUGAUCCCCCACCAGAACUGAGAUUAGCUUUGUGGGGGACCCAGGAGGACACUCUGUCCCUUGUUGGUUUUCUACUUUUUUUGACCUAGGGCCAGGGACCCUCAAGUAGGGUGUUUUUUAUCAGCAUCUCAAUUUCUUCAUUCAGCCCCAGCACCCUCCCUGCCACUCUGUACAUCCCAGGAACCCACCAGCAGGGAGGAGAUGGCAGCUAAUUUUGGUACCACCUAAGGCUUCCCCCCAGACUGGCUCCCCUUCUUUGCCUCCUCCAUCCCCCCAGCUCUUUGCCUGGAGCUGUUUGCUCACCCAGGUUGGUACCUCCAAACCUCCUGCCCCAGGGCUCACCUCUUUUGGAAUUAGGGGCCAUCUGAUCACACAUCAAAUUUGGCACUUUUUCUGGGCAGCCUACCAUUUCUAGAUGUUUUCCCCACUGGAGAAAUAAAAAUUACUGCUUUCUCUUAACCACAACCUACCAGUCUCUCCCCUUCCUCUACAGAGAAGGGAAGAAGUCCCGUAAGUACAACUCCCACCCGCACCCAUUAUUUAAGCUUUGCCAACGCUCCUCACCCAGUAAAGCUGUGAAGCCCUUUGCCUUGCUCUCAGAGCGCGGAGGGCAGGGACUGUGGGUUUGAAUUUCUAUGUGGUUUUUUCUUCCACUCUGGGUACUUGUUGAGGCGUUGGGGUCUCUUCACCCCAAAGCCACGACAAGUUUCUUUAGAACCUUUUGGUCAGUUGGGACCUUGAUGUUCAGGCAGUUUGGUCUGGGGUAUUUUUGCUUGUUCUGUUUGGGGUUUGUUUUUGUUUUUCCAUAAUUGUGGUUCUGGAAGAUUCUAGCAUGUGGCAUCUGGCCAAUUUUUGAAUUGGUCCUUUCUAUAAAAUCAAUAUUUAUAAGGCU
This is a messenger RNA of Cavia porcellus (domestic guinea pig), 4305 nucleotides long. It is a transcript of the gene Fbxo46, whose product is annotated as F-box protein 46. The record is from RefSeq and is a predicted model, not a curated record. Bases 1504 to 3312 code for a protein of 602 amino acids. Lineage: Eukaryota; Metazoa; Chordata; Mammalia; Rodentia; Caviidae. The transcript is spliced from 2 exons. Gene Ontology annotation, molecular function: protein binding.